Molecule: messenger RNA, 3869 nt
Organism: Marchantia polymorpha subsp. ruderalis
Lineage: Eukaryota; Viridiplantae; Streptophyta; Marchantiopsida; Marchantiales; Marchantiaceae
Source: the annotation of a GenBank genome assembly
GCAGUUAACACUUACACAGAGCAGAUCGUGUAAGUAUGUGAAUAAUAUACCUUUUUGGAGCAGUAAGAAUAAGACAUGACAGAAAAAGCGAAGAGGGCCGAGGAGUGCACUUUCCGUUUGAAUAGCAGAAAACUGGCAGACAGGGUGGGACCAGUACACCGGUUAGGUCCGGCAACCAGUCUCGACUCUCGGCGUCCGACGGGAGAAGCUGGGCCAGUCUGUAGAACUCACGUCCCGCCGCCAUCCUCGUAGUCGCUGCACGUGUCUGACGACUAUCCCUCCCCCUUCGCAAGCUUUCGACAUCGAUCGUCAAGCUCGUCGUUCGCUCGUCGCUGGAUUGCUGAAUGCCUUCGUGGCCGUCGCAACCACAACGGCCCCCUACUGGUCCACGUACCGGACAAACUCUUCGGAGUCCAGGGGCUCCGGGCUCAGAGUCCCGGCAGCGGAGUGGGGAACCCGGUCUUCACUCGACUCCACUCGACUCCGAUUAAACGCAUUCGGUCUUGACUGCUCGGCAGCGCGCAGGCAACUGCAGUUACUAAGGGAUAGUCCAGUCUGGUCCCCCCACUGGCAAUCAUCAUUGUCUCGUCACUCUCGAGCACUCAUCUCCCUUCUUUCCUUCCUCGCAGUCCCUUCACUACACUCCCGCUUCUGUCAUCAAUCCUUCACUUGCUCGCUUCUUCUCCCCCCUUCAAUCUCUUCUCUGUCGUAUCACGCUUCGUCAGUGCUGUUACUGUACCUCUCGUGUGAAACUGGACUCGAGUACCUCACAAGCUCACCGUACCGAUCACUCAUUACGUCUUGAUUACCAGACGAACUCAGGGCGGACGCCUCCUGCGCUACCCCUCGCUCGGAGCUUCUUCUUCUUCUUCUUCUCCUCGUCGUCCUGCUCUCGGGAUCUCUGCCACCGCAGUGGGCCUCCUUUCACAGGCCAGGCUACAUACAUUGGGAUCCGCCAACGUUGCGGCCACUUCUCUUCCUCCUCCUCCUCCUCCAAUUCGAACUCCUGCGCGCUUUGAAGUCAAUCAAGUCCGGUAUCCUAAGUCGGCUUCGUUCCCCCCCCCCCCCCCCCACAUUUCAUCAUUGCCGCGAGCCGGAGCCUUUUCUUGAACGUAACCUCACCGGCGCCAAGUACCCCCCACUCACUGCGUGCCCCCAUUCGUUCGCUCGUUCGUGAGCUGCGCUUCUUCGACGACGAGCCGGAGCUCAGCGAAUUCGUAGCAGCAGCAGACGACGACGACGGCGACUGCGGCCAAGACCGACCCGGACUCGGGCUGUUAUGGUGUUGUCGAGUCUCAGUGAGCACGGGGACGCGGACUCUGCAGCGGCAGGAGCGGGGGCGGACGAGGAUCAGCGGGCGCAUCUCCGAGGGCGAGAGGGGAGGAAAAGCGAGGCGUUACGCAGCGUCUGAGCGCGAGCGGCUCGAUCAGCGGGCUCUCUUUGAAUCUUGAGGAGGACGUCCGCGAGGGAGAAUUUCGAAGGCCUGCUGGUCGGUCGUUUCUGCUAACGGUCGAGGACUGGGGAAUUUGCCCGUGGAAGUGUGUAGAUAAGUGAGCGGGUGACAGGGCGGCGGGUGGUUAGAUUACCACGCAGAGCAGAAGCACCUUCGAGCGUUUUUCUUCCACGAGAGCGCUAGCGGAGCAGCAUUAGCACGACGGCGCAGACUGAGAGAAUUGAGACAGAUAUGACGCAGAAGAGCGCGAUGGCGACGGGAAUGGAGCUGUCGAUUUUGAAGCUUGGAUCUCCGAGGAGGAGAUUCGCGUCGGGGCAGUUCGCCUUCGAUCACGAGUUGGGGCACAUGAGCAACACCAAUUCCGGGACAAUUGCCCCUCUGAGCGCAGUGGCCGCGGGGGCCGACGAGGACACGGAGAUGGUGUUCGAGCAGCACCAGGCGGCGAUUCCUUUCGUUUGGGAGGAGAAGCCCGGGACUCCGCGAGGCGUCCGAAGCAUCAAGGAGGAGACGGGGUCGGGAUCCGAGGACUCGUCGGAGGAGGACGACGACUCGUCCGACGCCAUGACGACCUCGAAUCCUUCUUCGAGAAAUUCCUCGCUGCGCGAAACCGACGAGUCCCCCCCGACCUCCGAGUUCGAGUUCACUGCCGGCGACGCUCUCGACGCCUCCGGCGACGACGACAACAACAACAGCAGCAGCAACAACAACAACAACAAGACUGCGGACGAGCUGUUUGCGAAGGGGCAGAUUCUGCCUCUGAAGCCUCCGCCGCGACUGCAGUCGAUCAAGCAGCUCAUGGCCGCGGACGCAGCGGAAGAGGCUAUGGGGUUCAAUUCGCCGAAGACUCCCGGGCACUCGUUCCGCAAGGACGGACUGCGCACCCCGACUCGAUCUUUUCGGAAAGAUGGCCUCAAGGCUUUUAUUUCCUCUCCGCGGAGGGAGAAGCAGGGCGAGCUCGUCACCACCAUGCUGGGCUUCGAGGAGUGGCCCAAAGACGGGGAUCGAAAGGGCGGCCCGGGGCAUCGCCGGACCAACUCGCUCACCAAGUUGCCGGCAUUGUUCCGUAAGAAGUACGGAUUGGGGAAAGAGAAUAUGGACGACUACGAGGGCGAGCAUUUCGACGGGGAUCUGUCCGGCAGGAAGAGCGUGCUUGGCGAGAAUCGCAGGCCUCUCAACUGUUUGAGCUCGAGAACGCUCGAUGGGUCCUAUGAGAAUGAUGAUUUCUUCGCGUCAUCGCGCAGUUUCGACGUGGACGCGAGGAGUGACUAUCUGAAUGCCUCAGGGCGAAUUCUUGAGGAACAGCACGAGGAGGAGGAGGAUCGCGAUCAGGAGCCCCAGCUCCAGGCUCCCGACACUCCCGGCCAGAGGAAGCAGGCUCUGGGGAAACUGAGCAGGUUCUUCAAGAACCACAAGCCCUCGAGGCUGUCGGCCGUGGCCCCGACCCCUCUUUCGCCCGACGAGCUGAAGAUCAAGCGAGUCCAACACACCUCCCCUCUCCUCAAAAUGUGCCUAUCGAACUGCAUCGGGCAAGCUUUGGUCCGGGGAGUGAAGCACUUCCGCUCGUUGGACUCGCAACCGCGCCGCGCUCUCUCUGCUGCGAGGUAAGCAAGUGUACGAUGUUACGUAAGUUCACACUCCUUCGGAGAUUUUGUAAAGCCUAGCUACGUCCGAUUCGAUAGCCCGAUUCAAGAGUCGGGCCCGUGUAUGUGCGAAUUGUGGAGUUUUCCUCGACGUGAUGUAGCCUCAGCUGGACCGGGAACGAGAAAUUUUGCUCCCAGAUCCUCCGAGGGGCGCCUACGGGAGACCCUACGGUUUCAUGAGAGGCGAUUUCGCAAGCAUGUUGUAAUUUUCCUUCUUAAUUUCACCCUUUGGAUAUUAGAUACAGACAGAAUCAGGCGGAAAGCUUCUGCAGUUGUAUGUUGUACAGCUCGCGCUUCAGUAGGUGUACUGGCCUCGGUAGACUACUAUUAUAAGACGUCGGACCGAUUGCUAAAUAGACGAGAGAGAUAGAGAGAGAUGGUUCAAGGCGUCAGUCGACCGUGGGUGGGGGUGAUGGGAGUGAUUCGGGUGGGCUUCGUUCCUUCGUCCGCUCGCUCGCUCGCCCUCCCUCAUUCCGCGCCAUCGCAUCAUCAUGGCUAAGGCCUGAAUAAUGGUUUGGUGCCGCAAGAUCAGAGCAAAUGCCCAGUUUCAAUUGGAAGGCCAAGAUGCAGCUCAUCAUGGUUUGUCAUGAAUAAGCUCAGUGCAGCAAUCCACAAGGCUGGUAGAAGUGUGUACAUUAUCAGAGUAAGAAGAGCUCGGAUGUUUCGCUCGCUCUCGCGCUCUCCUCGAGAGGUUCGAGCGGCGGGCGAAUAUGUUCAGUCCCAAGAGGGAAACUAUCAAAAUAAAGUUCUUAAGUUUCAGUUCUUUGUGAAUAAAC